This is a messenger RNA of Chanos chanos (milkfish), 1181 nucleotides long. It is a transcript of the gene mesd, whose product is annotated as mesoderm development LRP chaperone. The transcript has 3 exons. NCBI's taxonomy places the organism in Eukaryota, Metazoa, Chordata, Actinopteri, Gonorynchiformes, Chanidae. Gene Ontology annotation, biological process: protein folding. The record is from RefSeq and is a predicted model, not a curated record. The coding region runs from base 1 to 621 and encodes 206 amino acids.
AUGGCGUCUCCCAUCGCAUGGAGAAGCUCUGCGGUUUUACUCGCUUUAAUACUGAUAUUUUCAAUAGCUUGCGCGGAUACUAAGCCUAAAAAGAAAAAAGAUAUUCGGGAUUACAAUGACGCGGACAUGGCAAGACUCUUGGAGCAGUGGGAGAAAGAUGAUGAUAUUGAAGAGGGGGAUUUACCCGAGCACAGAAGAUCUCCUCCACCUAUUGACUUCUCUAAAGUGGAUCCAUCCAAACCUGAGGAUCUCCUGAAGAUGUCAAAGAAAGGAAAGACUGUCAUGGUGUUUGCCUCUGUGUCAGGAAACCCCACAGAGAAGGAGACUGAGGAGAUUACAAGUCUCUGGCAAGGCAGCUUAUUCAAUGCCAACUAUGAUAUUCAAAGGUUCGUGGUGGGCUCAAACCGUGUCAUUUUCAUGCUGCGUGAUGGAAGCUACGCUUGGGAGAUAAAAGACUUCCUAGUGUCCCAGGACCGCUGUGCUGAUGUGACCGUGGAGGGACAGGUGUUUCCUGGGAAGGCGGCCAAGGCAGAUGGCAAAGAGAAGGAGAAAAAAGAUGCCAAGAAGAAGACGGACAAGAAAUCAUCCAACAGAGCAAAUAAAAAUAAACAGGAGCUAUGAUCCUCAACAUGCUGAGAUUUCCUAAGACACUUGAACGAAACAGCAAGAUCUCAUCAGACACUUCAGCGCCACUGCAAAUACAUGGCUACUUGUAUUUUUUGGCAAGGUGGCAGUUUUUUUUUUAAAUCCAUGUUUAUUUGUUUGUUUUAAAAGGCCUACAGUGUUGUUUAUAUACAGGCAGUAUGAUGGAAGUGUAUUCUUUGAAGAUGGUACUCGCCCCAAGAGUGGAUUUCUGGAAGGCCAGUGGUAGGAAUAUCCACUGUGUGUGUGUGUGUGUGUGUGUAAUCUGCAUUGACUGAGUAUGUUUGUCUUUACAUAUGAUCACUUUAAUGUGAAAAUGAAAUUGUGAGAUUUCACUGAGCACAUUUAUGAUUGACGCAUUUCCCCCUUGAAAUUGUUACUACUCUGUCAUCUCGGGGACACGGUUAAGAAAUGUUUCAUUAGUGAAAGAUUAUAGCACUUGUUGCAUUAUUCAGUAUGGUGUUCCACUGUUAUGAAUGACUACAAUUCCCAUAUGAUUUUGAUUUUUGUAAUUCAAAUAAAACUUGUAAUUACCUACA